Cladocopium goreaui is the source of this 1529-nucleotide messenger RNA. Lineage: Eukaryota; Dinophyceae; Suessiales; Symbiodiniaceae. The record is from the annotation of a GenBank genome assembly.
AUGUACGCGGAUGGGAACGAGCAAGUGCGGCUGGACAUCCGUGCAUUGAGUGGGAAGCAAAUCCUCGAGGUGUCCAUUGCACGAAACUCUACUGGAGAGGAGCUGCAUAGACUGGUGAAUGAGGAAGGAGACAGUUUGGCCUUUCAAUGGCAGCUGGUGCAUCGGAAUGCUCCCCUGAAGAUGGGACCUUUGGAGUUCACCGAUGGUGAGGUCAUUGUUGCAACGCUCCAGCCCUGCCUCAAUUCCUUGGAUUUGGAGGCACGGUCAUUCUGCAUGCUGAGCAUUGCUGAGCUGCUGAGCAUUGCAUGUGACGAGGUUCAUCCCCUGAAAUGCGGCGAGUUCCGUUUGCCGAAGUGCUACCAGAAGGUGGCUGACGCAUCUUUUGGAAAGGACUGCACAGUUCAGGCGCACAUGUCACGUACACUACAGAUGCAGACGCAGGUGUUUCUGCGAAAAGUUCCUGGCAAUUUCCAUGUGGCCGAGAACGCAUUCAACGAAUAUUCGUUCUUGAAGAAGGCAUCCAACGUGAAUGUCAUUCGCAUGUGGGAUGCUUUUAUCGCUACAGAUGGUCGCGGUCUUGGCGCUGAUGCUCUGAGCGUCAAGGCAUCGCAGCCAUUCGUUUUGCUUCGCAUUGGCCGAGGAGAAUCGAAGGAAUGCGAAGUCGUCACAGUUUUUGAAACGAUGGAUGUGACGCUCGAGAAGUUUCUGAAAGACUUUGGACGCCUAGGGGAUUUGAAUUAUUGUGACUAUUUCCUGUGCAAUGUGGCUAUGGGAUUGCACUACAUUCACGCUGCUGGAGUAGCACAUGGCGACAUUUGCCCGGCGAAUGUUUGGCUGAAUCGCAACGAUGACGUCAAGUUGGCAGGCUUUCAGCACCUUCAUCCAGCGGAUCCAGCUCCACCAGAUUCGUCCGCAGAAUUCUUCGAUUUUGCCACGAAAUCUAUCCAGUAUGCAGCGCCCGAGGUCUUGCGAAAGGAAUCCUUUGGUGGCGCACAGGCGGAUUUGUUUGGUCUCGGUUGUAUUUUGGUCGACUUCCUAUUGAAGAGAAUACACCGGUUGGCGCCAUGGAUCCAGGAGCUUUCUGAAGAGGUUGGUUGCAGUGCCGAUAGGAAUUCAGGAGUCCUUUCGUGGGAACAUUGUGCAUUGAAGCGUCUGUGAGAAAAGUAGGUACUGUAGCCACCAGCUUGGAUAGAGCGGAAGAGCUUCGGUUUGAGUGCGCUGUUGAACCAAAGUUACCAACUGCUCAACGUUUGUUGAGCCAUUUGACGAUAGCCAGUUGUGGUGUUGGAUUGCCCCAGUGAAACUUAAGCCUUGCCUUGGCACCUGAAUGUUGACAAGCUUGGCAUGCGACUGCAGGGCCAGUCGGUGUAGCCACCAGCUUGGAUAGAGCGGAAGAGCUUCGGUUUGGGCCAGCUGGGUGAGAAAACUACUGAGGAAACUGCUGCCAAAUGCCAGCUUUGCUGAGGCAAAACCGGUGACCACAGCGAGCUGAGGAAAACUGUGGUUGUGCCAGUGCGGUGAGUACCAAC